Molecule: messenger RNA, 838 nt
Organism: Linum trigynum
Lineage: Eukaryota; Viridiplantae; Streptophyta; Magnoliopsida; Malpighiales; Linaceae
Source: the annotation of a GenBank genome assembly
AUUCAGAACUAAUCCGAUCCAUCUGCAGCAAUGAACGCGGCCAACUCCCUCGCUUCUUCUGUUUCGCUUGAAGAUCACAGCAACCACGCCGGCAGCGAUUCAGACACCAGCAUCGACGAGGUACCGGAGUAUUACCAGCCGAUCUCGCACGCCGACGAGAAUGACGAAGAAGAGGAAGACGAAUCUGCCGACCAUGCGAAUCACGCCCCUAAUUCGGGAAUCCUCGAGAACGGCCAUUGUUUCGCUCACGAAGCGCAGAGCUGGAUCUCGUCUCUCCAUCUCAACGGCGUGAAGACCGACGAAGACGACGAAAAUCAAGUGGUGGAGGAGGAGGGAGAGAUGGAGAUGGUGGUGGCAGAGUCGUCCAAUUCGUCGGUGGUUCAAGCUUUCAGGGAAGACGAGAACCGACGGAAUGCGCCGUUGACACCGGAGAACGCUACUAGAGUCAUGGAGGCAAUGCGUGGGAUCUCCUUCGUAGGUUCAGCUCCUGAUUGGGCCGGAGAAAUUCCUGAAACUCAGUGGAUUGAUCGCCUCAGACGGAUUAGGCAGAUGCCGCAACCUUGAAAUGUAGAGUAGAAUCCCCUAAUUUCUGAUCUAGGGUUCUAGUCUCGCAUUGAUAUAGUGUGUGAUUGAAGCAUGAAAGGGAUUGUUCUUAUUUUUUGGUUUUCUGUUCUCGCAAUCUCAGUCAAUACAAUCUUAGCAUCAAGAAUAUAAAUUAUUGUUCCAGUAUACCAUACCAGCAUUCUGUAACAAACAUGAACAAUGACUGCAUCGAAGUUCUAUCUCUCUCUUACUACAAACUGGACUUAUGUUAUGGCGCCGAUUUAAAGAACGAACU